Molecule: messenger RNA, 334 nt
Organism: Candidula unifasciata
Lineage: Eukaryota; Metazoa; Mollusca; Gastropoda; Stylommatophora; Geomitridae
Source: the annotation of a GenBank genome assembly
UGGUGUUGAGCUGCUUGAUAAGAAGGUUGGGGUUGCAGUUCCAGACUCUGUGUGUUCUGAACGAGCAGUAGCAGUUGUCAAGAGUGGUCGGCCGUUUGAGCCUCAGCAGACGGCCACCAUCUUGUCACAUAUGGCAGGUCAUAUUCUAGGAAUUGAACAUGAUGAAGAUGGUGGGUGUGUCUGUGAUGAUGAGUUUGGUUGCAUCAUGUCAACAGAAGUCUUGGGUGCAGGUGGUUUCCAUUCUAGAAUGUUCUCCACAUGUAGCAAGGCAGAUCUGGAUGUCAGCCUAAACAUGGGAAUUACUUCUUGUCUCUGGGGUGCUCCACAAAUCCAG